ACAUCGCACAUCCCUAAUUUACUGAAAUUUGCCAAUAAAAACCAUUUUUUGUAUUAUUAAAUCAAGAAGAAUAAAAAAACGUAUAACAGAAACAUCAUGUCGGCUGACGUGCGUGAUAUUUUGGACAUGGAGCGUGCCAAUACGCCGGAAGUGACAAGAGAUUCAUUUCUCGCCACGAAAAAACGCAACUUUGAACGCACUAAGCAUGCCUCGAAGCGGCCCGAGGGCAUGCACCGCGAAGUCUUCGCGCUACUCUACACAGACAAGAAGGAUGCUCCUCCACUCCUGCCAACUGACACUGCUCUAGGUAUUGGCGCCGGAUACAAACAGGCGAAGGCGCGGCUAGGCAUGAAGAAGGUGCGCAAAUGGGAAUGGGCUCCGUUUUCAAAUCCAGCUCGCAAUGACGCUGCUGUUUUUCACCAUUGGAAGCGCGUGAGCGACGAUUCUUCCGACUAUCCUUUCGCAAAGUUUAACAAACAGCUUGAAAUACCGACAUAUACGAUGACCGAAUAUAAUGCCCAUUUGCGGAACAACAUACAGAACUGGAGCAAAGUCCAGACAGAUCAUCUCUUCGACCUGGCAAGGCGCUUUGAUCUUCGUUUCAUCGUUAUGGCCGAUCGCUGGAACCGACAGCAGCAUGGAGCCAAGACUGUGGAGGAUCUAAAAGAGCGGUACUAUGAAGUCGUUGCACUGCUGGCUAAAGUCAAAAAUCAGACAAGCGAAAAGAAAACAUUCGUUUUCGAUGCAGAUCACGAGCGUCGACGCAAAGAGCAACUGGAGAAACUCUUUAAACGCACCACGCAGCAGGUGGAGGAGGAGCAAAUGCUUAUAAACGAGAUGAAAAAGAUCGAGGCCCGCAAGAAAGAGCGCGAGCGUAAGACCCAAGACUUACAGAAACUCAUUUCACAAGCGGAUCAACAAAAUGAGCACGCAGCCAACACGCCGAGCACACGAAAAUACGAAAAGAAGCUUCACAAGAAAAAGGUACAUCAUCAGCCGCGUCCUUCCAAGGUGGACUCAGUGGUCAACGCCAUUGAGAUUGGCAGCAGUGGCAUCAAGUUUGCCGAUUUGCGUGGCUCUGGCGUGUCGUUGCGUUCACAAAAGAUGAAAUUACCCGCCAAUAUUGGACAGCGCAAGGUCAAAGCGUUGGAGCAGGCAAUACAGGAGUUCAAAGUUGAUCCCGCCCCACCACCAACAGAGGACAUUUGCAAUUCGUUUAAUGAGUUGCGCUCGGACAUGGUAUUGCUUUGCGAGCUGCGUACUGCUUUGACCACAUGCGUUUAUGAAAUGGAGAGCCUCAAGCAUCAGUAUGAGGCCGCCUGUCCGGGAAAAACCCUCAACAUACCUCCGUCGUUGGUGCCCAUAAAGACGGAGGCAGACAGAGACCAGAGCUGAAAUUAAUUAAGUUAUUGUAAGCUUAAGCAUUUCCCAGAGUAGCGCAUGCUGCUAAUCAUUGCCCCAACACACACAUUAUAACCUGUUCUCAUAGUUAACUGUGUCCCUCUUGUGACCGCUCUCCAUAUUUGUCCAUUUGCUCUACUCCUAGUCGAGUUUAGUAUUCCAUAAGUAACAAGGCUAAGCAAUGCAUUGUCGAAGAAUAAACGGGAAAACAA
This is a messenger RNA of Scaptodrosophila lebanonensis, 1613 nucleotides long. It is a transcript of the gene DMAP1, whose product is annotated as DNA methyltransferase 1-associated protein 1. Bases 97 to 1395 code for a protein of 432 amino acids. Gene Ontology annotation, cellular component: Swr1 complex; nucleus; NuA4 histone acetyltransferase complex. Gene Ontology annotation, molecular function: transcription corepressor activity. The transcript is spliced from 5 exons. NCBI's taxonomy places the organism in Eukaryota, Metazoa, Arthropoda, Insecta, Diptera, Drosophilidae. The record is from RefSeq and is a predicted model, not a curated record. Gene Ontology annotation, biological process: chromatin remodeling; DNA repair; negative regulation of transcription by RNA polymerase II.